Lathyrus sativus (Indian pea) is the source of this 1674-nucleotide messenger RNA. The record is from the annotation of a GenBank genome assembly. Lineage: Eukaryota; Viridiplantae; Streptophyta; Magnoliopsida; Fabales; Fabaceae.
AUGGAGGGUACUGUCCAGUGCAAAGCAAACUACGUUCCUCUCACUCCAAUCAGCUUCUUGGAGCGCUCCGCCGUUGUUUACCAUAACAACCUCUCAAUCGCCUACCGUGAUGUCACCUACACAUGGUCUCAGACUCAUCAACGAUGCAUCAAGCUCGCUUCUUCCAUUUCUCAACUCGGCGUUUCUCCUCGUGACGUGGUUGCUGUGUUGGCCCCUAAUAUUCCAGCCAUGUAUGAAUUGCAUUUUGGUGUUCCAAUGUCAGGGGCUAUUCUAUGUACACUCAAUACUCGUCAUGAUUCGUCCAUGAUUUCGGUACUGUUAAAGCAUUCUGAUGCCAAAGUCCUUUUUGUUGAUCAUGAAUUACUUGAUAUUGCCAAAGGAGCACUUGAAAUCCUGUCAAAAUCAACGUCCAAGCUUCCGAUUUUGGUCUUAAUUUUGGACUGUGAGGCUCAUCCAUCUUCUCAUAACAACAGUUCAGUCUCUCCAGGAAUAUUGAUCUAUGAGAAUCUUAUAGCUGAAGGGAGACUUGACUUUGAAGUGAAAAGACCAAAGGAUGAAAGGGAUCCAAUUUCAUUGAAUUACACUUCUGGAACCACAUCCAGUCCUAAAGGUGUGGUAUAUAGCCAUCGGGGUGCCUAUCUUAAUGCGUUAUCUACGAUUCUUCUCAACGAUAUGACAUCUAUGCCGGUGUAUUUGUGGUGUGUUCCCAUGUUUCAUUGCAAUGGAUGGUGUUUACCUUGGAGUAUUGCUGCUCAAGGUGGCACCAAUGUCUGCCAAAGAAAUGUAACUGGGGAAGGGAUAUUUGACAAUGUUUUUAAGCACAAAGUAACCCACAUGGCGGGUGCGCCAACAGUUCUGAACAUGAUAGUAAAUUCACCGCCCGGAGUCAGAAAAUCACUUCCAGGGAAGGUGGCAGUGUUGACAGGUGGUGCUCCACCGCCACCGGCCGUGUUUUUUAAGAUGGAAGAGCUCGGAUUUAAUUUAGUUCAUUCAUAUGGUUUGACAGAAACUUAUGGUCCUGCGUCAAUUUGCACUUGGAAAGCAGAAUGGGGUAGCCUGUCUCAAGACGCACAGGCCAAAAUGAAGGCGCGUCAAGGAGUACAGCAUGUUGGACUUGAAGGACUUGACAUAAAAGAUCCCGUCACAAUGAAGAGUGUACCGGCUGAUGCAAAAACCAUCGGUGAGGUGAUGUUUAGAGGAAACACUGUGAUGAAUGGAUAUUUCAAGGAUUUGAAAGCCACACAAGAUGCGUUUAAAGGUGGAUGGUUUAGGUCCGGUGACUUGGGAGUAAAGCAUUCCGACGGUUACAUAGAGCUUAAGGAUCGUUCGAAGGAUAUUAUCAUCUCUGGGGGAGAAAACAUUAGCACAAUUGAGCUGGAAGGUGUGAUUUAUAGUCAUCCAGCAGUUGUUGAUGCUGCUGUUGUGGGGAGACCUGAUGAAUAUUGGGGAGAGACGCCGUGUGCAUUUGUGAAGCUGAAGGAAGGGUACAAUGCAACAGAAAAAGAGAUAAUACAAUUUUGUCGGGAGCGUUUGCCUCAUUUUAUGGCCCCUCGAACUGUCGUGUUUUCUGAUCUGCCAAAGACAUCAACCGGCAAGACACAGAAAUUUCUAUUGAAGGAGAAAGCAAAGGCAAUGGGAAGCUUGUCUAAGAAAAAGAACAAUAGCAGAUUGUAA